UUUGUAUUCAACAUCAGCUACGUAAAAUGGCAAGCAGGAAAGCAGCAAGGAAAGGUUCAACCAAACACACCCAACGGAGCUCGUCCAAUGUCUUCUCCAUGUUUGAACAAUCUCAAAUUCAGGAGUUUAAAGAGGCAUUUGGCUGCAUCGAUCAGAACCGCGAUGGGAUCAUUAGUAAACAAGAUCUGAAAGAGACCUUCAUGCAAUUGGGCAAGAUGAAUGUAAAGGAUGAAGAACUGGAUGAGAUGUUGAAAGAGGGAAAGGGGCCAAUGAACUUCACAGUGUUUCUCAGUCUCUUUGGAGAAAAACUGAAUGGCACUGAUCCAGAAGAAACCAUUUUGAAUGCAUUCAAACUGUUUGAUCCCCAAGGUACAGGGACUAUCAAUAAGGACGAAUUUAAGAGACUGCUGAUGACACAGGCCGAUAAAUUCAGUGCAGAAGAGGUUCAGCAGAUGUUUUCUGUGUCUCCUAUUGAUGUUACAGGAAACAUUGAUUACAAGUCACUCUGUUACAUAAUCACACAUGGAGAUGAGAAGGAAGAAGCAUAAGUCGAAAGGGGACCUGCUGUCAUCAAUAAAAACAGAAAUAUAAAUGUAUAAAAAAUAAAAGCAGUAGUUGAGUUGGUUCAACAUUCAAUAAGA
Molecule: messenger RNA, 641 nt
Organism: Mobula hypostoma (lesser devil ray)
Lineage: Eukaryota; Metazoa; Chordata; Chondrichthyes; Myliobatiformes; Myliobatidae
Gene: myl7
Product: myosin, light chain 7, regulatory
Exons: 7
Coding region: 27-548 (173 amino acids)
Biological process (GO): heart contraction; cardiac muscle tissue development
Cellular component (GO): cytoplasm; myofibril
Molecular function (GO): calcium ion binding
Source: RefSeq, a predicted model, not a curated record